AUGGCGCAAACAACCAUAUUGCAAUCCCACCUCAAAUUUCGAGAAUCGCUGCAAGGUCAACCUGUGUACUUGCCGAAUCUUUACUCCCUUUUACCCGAAUGGAAAGUGAGGAUACAUCCACAAUAUCGGAGAGCUCGCGAAGAAGUACUCAAUCCGUGGAUUGAAUGGCUACUUCAAAAGGCAGAAUUCGGGAUCUUUGCGGCCAUUAUGUGUGCUGACACAUCGUUUGAGAAAAUGUGCACAGUAGCAAAGUCUUUCGCCUGGGCAUGUACUGCCUGCCUGUUCACCUGCGAGAGGAGACUAACAAUAUUGAUAGUACUUUAUCUGGGACGACAGUAUGAUUGCUGUGUUUUUCUUAUGAGGGUGUUCGACUGCGGUUUACUUACCCAUGAUAUGGAAGCCAUCAAGAGUUACAGGGCAACAACCGUGGAAUACUUUAAACAUGUCUUGUGUGCAGAUGGCAAAUUCCCAGAUCUUUCAGGAUAUCCAGAAGAGCUUCAGAAUGCUUUGCAUUGUUGGGACGAAGUUGCCGAACAUAUUUGUGAACAAAUGAUCUUCUACGUAGCUAGUGUGGACACAGUCGACGCAAUCUGCAGUGGUGACACAAUUCCAUCCUUAAUGCAGUACUGGAGGCGACGUGAGCGCACUGCAGGGGUUUACCCAGUGAUGGCCACAAUUCCGUAUGUGAUACUGGAUUAUCCGUGUAUUUUUGUCGGGCUAAUAAUAGGCAGUUUCAUUUACGGCUACGAUAUUUCAAAGGCGGAUUUGGCGACCGAUCUUAUGACGCUUUUGUGGAGGCAUACAUCCUACCUGGUGCAUAUACAAAAUGACAUGUUUUCCCUCAGGAAGGAAAUAAGAGACAACCAAAUCGAAAAUCUCGUUACUGUAGUUAUGCUGAACGAAGGCCUUGAUUGUAACCAGGCAAUGCAACUGAGCUUCUGCCUAGCACAAGAAAUUGCAAGGAGUUUUCACGAAGUUGAAGACAACGUACGGUGCACUACCACUGGUCGAUCUCGCACCGUUUCGUCCAUUUUUAACGAAGGCUGCAAGAAUAUCGCAAUGGGUCUUACUUUUUGGAGUUACAGUGGACAACGAUAUUUUGAAAAUUCAGAGGUCGGGGUGGGAAAUGAGAUCUGGUUCCAGCUGUAG
This is a messenger RNA of Penicillium vulpinum, 1149 nucleotides long. Its product is annotated as terpene synthase family protein. The transcript is spliced from 7 exons. Bases 1 to 1149 code for a protein of 382 amino acids. Lineage: Eukaryota; Fungi; Ascomycota; Eurotiomycetes; Eurotiales; Aspergillaceae. The record is from RefSeq and is a predicted model, not a curated record.